GAGCGUGUUUCCUUCAAUAGUAAACUUUGGAGGGCGCAAUGUAUGUUUUGCAAGUCGUGAUGGGUGUUACUUGUUGUAGUAAAAUUUGAGGUUGUGAAUGCUUUACAAUCAUAUUUUGUACACAAUGUUUUGAAAGAAAAAUUUUCUUGCGUGAAUGCAGUCGUCUUAUAUAAAGCUGUUAAAUUUGAUGUUAUAAAGAAGGCAUAUAAUUUUAUAGUGCAAAAUUUUGUGUUAUGAACUAAUCCGAAACUGCACUGCCAGUGAGGGACAAUGGCUUUGAACAAAAUAAAAUCCCUGCUUUUAGUUUCGGGUGGUGCUGCAGGCAUGUUUGUAGCAUUAAAUAUUUUCCAAGAAAAUGAAAUAUUUUAUGAGAAAUUUUUGAUGCCUGCCUUGCAUAAAGUUGAUCCUGAAUUUUCACACAAUUUUGCUGUAACAGUCUCAAAAUAUGGUUUUGUCUUGAGAAGCAAAUAUAAAGAUCCAGAUACUUUGAGCACCUCACUGGGAACAUUAAAAUUGAAUAACCCUGUUGGAAUUGCUGCAGGAUUUGAUAAGCAAGGAGAAGCUGUAGAAGCUCUUAAUAAAAUUGGUUUCGGAUUCGUUGAAGUUGGUUCUGUCACUCCUGUACCUCAACCUGGAAAUGAUAAACCUAGAGUAUUCCGUUUGCUUGAGGAUGAAGCAGUCAUUAACAGAUAUGGUUUCAAUAGUGAAGGCCAUGACAUUGUAUACAAUCGAUUACAUGAUUUACGAAAAACCAAUUAUGUAGGAAUCAUUGGAGUCAAUCUUGGUAAAAAUAAAAAUUCUGAAGACCCUUUAGAAGAUUAUGUGUCUGGAAUCCGGAAAUUUGCUGAUGUUGCAGACUACUUAGUCGUAAAUGUAUCAAGCCCAAAUACGCCAGGACUUCGUAGUUUGCAGUCAAAACACCAUCUGAAGGAGCUGCUGUCUGGUGUGGUUGCAGCACGUGAUGAUCUACCAACUAAUUGUUGGACACCUGUAUUUUUAAAAUUGUCACCAGAUCUUACAGAUGAAGAAAAGAGAGACAUAGCUGAUGUCCUUAAAGAUCCAAAGUGCGCUAUCGAUGGGCUUAUUAUUUCAAACACAACAGUGGGCAGACCUGAAAAUCUCCAGAGUAAUUCCGUAUGUGAGGAGGGAGGACUGAGUGGUCGGCCAUUGAGAGAUUUAUCCACAAAUCUAAUUGCAGAAAUGUAUUCACUGACAGGAGGAAAGAUACCAAUCAUUGGAGUUGGAGGCAUUUUCACUGGCCAAGAUGCGUAUGAUAAAAUAUGUGCUGGUGCUUCCGCUGUGCAGCUGUACACUUCUUUCAUUUUCUAUGGUCCACCUCGUAUUACACGAAUUAAAAAAGAACUUGAUGAGUUACUCAGAAUAAAUAAUUACCAGUCAGUUGAGGAGGCUGUUGGGACAAAAGCAUUAAAACUUACAGAAAAGAGAUCAUGGUGGCCACUGUGGUGAAGACUGUAUGGACACAUUAUUUAUUACGUGCCAUAUGCAAGUGCAAUUGAUUGCCUGGCUUUUAAACCAGGAACAGUUGAAGUUUUUGAAAUUUGUGUGUAUCUAUUUUUCAGCAGCUCUGUAAGGAGCUGUGAAUGAAACUAAGUCACUAGUUGAUAGUAGUCAAAACAUUGUUUUACAUUCAUAUGGAAUUCACUGAACAUGUAUAUAUAGUGUCCUGACAGUAGGUAAAUAAUGCCAUUUCCUUAUCUUACGACAUUACUUCACAUAAUACUAAACUCUGUAUGCACCCAACACACACUAUGUGCUGCAAAUCAGAUGAAACAAAAACUUCAGUAUUUCAGCAUGCAACUAUUUGUAGCAUUCAAGUAGUCAUGAGCAGCUGAUUAUCAUACUAUCAGUGUUGUGGGAACAAACUAAAAGAACAUAAACUGUCACUAAUUGGAACUGUAAUAUACUGUGGUACUUUUGAUCCAUAAAUGGUGCACAAUUUCAUUCAGAAGAUAGCUGACAGAUCCAGCAGAAUAAUUUGCGGAACAUCUAAAUACACUUAUAUUCUCUUCUUCAUUUGAACUUUCAAGUGCAUUUUUCUUUUUGUGUAAUACUCUCCAUUCAUAUAACAAAUGGCAAAAAAAAAAUAAUAUUGCUCAACCAAGUGACUGUUAUAUUAACAGCCUGGGAUCAAUUAUAUUGGUGAACCAGCAGAGAGGGAACUGUAAAACUUCUGCAGAAUGCACUGAUUUGUGCUCCAGUUCUCCUCUUUAUUUUACUUUGGUGAUAAAAGGCUGAGAGACUGUGCUCUCCAGAAUUAUUUAUUGGUAGUAACUAACUUCAAACUGCAUUGGCUUGAUACUAGUUCACCAGUAACUAUGAAAUGCUGGGCACAAUUUUGAUGAGAACAAUACUUCAAGACAUUUGUAUUAAUCCAGGUGCAAAAAUAUUUACAUUGUUACAGGUGUAACAUUAACUUCCCUGUUUACAAAAUCAAACAAUUGUGAUAGUUUAUAUCACAGCAUUGGGGUGCUGUUAACUUCUAACACUUUGUUGUUAUUACAUUUUUCUUUUUUAUUGUGUAUGGUUCAAAGUGAAACCUUGUAAAGUAAAAAACCAAGUUUUAGCUUUAACAUUAAGUAUUGAUUAAAUCAUGUUACUGCUUUCCUAGGUUGCAUUUUGGUAAUGCUCAGCUCCUCAUGUGGAAGGAAGUUUAAUGCAACCAUUGUGUUUCUGUUUAGUAGCUGAAUAUGGUUGUGACAUUACACAGUAUAUUGCUUGAUGUUUGUGAAGAAAAGGGAAAGUCAUAUUUAUAUGCAGUUAGACACAUGCUAGAAACACAUAGGCAGUCAAUUCUGUAGAGUAUUAUUCUUAAACAACAGCUCUCUGGAAGUUUGCAUUUAUUGAUAAUUUUACAAUGACUACACGAAAACUCAAAAUGUCUUUUAAAUCUGCUGUAUUUCUCA
Molecule: messenger RNA, 2924 nt
Organism: Schistocerca serialis cubense
Lineage: Eukaryota; Metazoa; Arthropoda; Insecta; Orthoptera; Acrididae
Gene: Dhod
Product: dihydroorotate dehydrogenase (quinone), mitochondrial
Exons: 8
Coding region: 271-1467 (398 amino acids)
Biological process (GO): pyrimidine ribonucleotide biosynthetic process; 'de novo' pyrimidine nucleobase biosynthetic process
Cellular component (GO): cytoplasm; mitochondrial inner membrane
Molecular function (GO): dihydroorotate dehydrogenase activity
Source: RefSeq, a predicted model, not a curated record